AUGUUUUCAAAUAAAAUUCCAUUUAUAGAAUAUUUUUUUNACUCUAUAUUAGAAUUUGCUUAAUCUAAAUAAAAAUCAUAGAUUAAUCAAUUCAAUGAAGACAAGUUUAAAUAACUUAUUGAUAAAAUCAUGGAAUUCAAGUAUUUUUUACUAUAUUUUACUUAGUGCUCUUUAUACAAAACAAAGGGAAAGUAGAUUAAAAUUAAAGAAGAAAAAUCAUAAGAAAAGAAAAAGUAGAAUUGAAGAUGAUGAUGACGAUGAUGAUUAUACUAGUGAUUAUAAAUACGAAGAAGUAAGUAAUUAUGUCCCCUUAAAGAGAUCUUCUAGACUCAAUGCAAAAAAGAAAGUGGUAUCAUUUUUUUUUAAUUUAGCAUAUCGAUAAAGAAGAUUACCUUGAUAUAUGUAUCAGAACCAAAAAAGGACCCUUAUUCAAUAUCAUUAGAGAUGAAUUUGAAAUCUAAUAGGAUAAUGAAGAAGUAAAGACUAAUUUUUAAUUAUUUACUAGUAAUAAUCUUCAAACAAUUAUAAUUAAUAAUACAUCUAUGAUUAUUAAGGAAAUAAUAGUCCUAAUAAUCAUUAAAUGACACCUGCCUUCCCUGUAUUAACUCCUAGAUAAAUAUUCUUCUAAAAACCUAUCAAUCAAUAUUAAGAAGAAUAAGGACUCCAAGAUGACAAUGUCUUAAGCAAAUCUAAUUUUGUCCCUAUAGUUAUUACAAAACCUUUCAAUCAAUGUAGAGAAAAAGCACUAGAUACUAUUGCUUAGUAAUUACAACAAAGAAUUAGUAAAAUUUUAUAUUAAUUCUAGAUGCCAAUGCUGAUAAAUAUAUUUACAAUCAAUAAGCUACUUAAGAUUCAGAUUUGGAAAUCAAUAUUGGAGAUCCAUUUGAAAUCUAAAAGGACUACAAAUCACCAACCAGUAAAUUUGGUAUUGGUGGCUAUAGUCCAAGUGCUUUUAGAAAGUAUAAAAAAGAUCAGGAAACUGGUUUAGUUAACUUCAUGGUUACACCUCAUAAUUACAAAUGA
Molecule: messenger RNA, 1023 nt
Organism: Paramecium sonneborni
Lineage: Eukaryota; Ciliophora; Oligohymenophorea; Peniculida; Parameciidae
Source: the annotation of a GenBank genome assembly